Messenger RNA from Felis catus (domestic cat), 2578 nucleotides. RefSeq names its product dopamine receptor D3 (gene DRD3). NCBI's taxonomy places the organism in Eukaryota, Metazoa, Chordata, Mammalia, Carnivora, Felidae. Gene Ontology annotation, biological process: adenylate cyclase-inhibiting dopamine receptor signaling pathway; adenylate cyclase-activating adrenergic receptor signaling pathway. The coding region runs from base 1 to 1344 and encodes 447 amino acids. The transcript is spliced from 7 exons. The record is from RefSeq and is a predicted model, not a curated record. Gene Ontology annotation, molecular function: G protein-coupled receptor activity; dopamine neurotransmitter receptor activity, coupled via Gi/Go. Gene Ontology annotation, cellular component: plasma membrane.
AUGGCGCCUCUGAGCCAGCUGAGUGGCCACAUCAACUCCACCUGUGGGGCAGAGAACUCCACGGGGGCCAGCCGAGCCCGCCCACAUGCCUACUAUGCCCUCUCCUACUGCGUGCUCAUCCUGGCCAUCGUUUUCGGCAAUGGUCUGGUAUGUGUGGCAGUGCUGAGGGAACGGGCUUUGCAAACCACCACCAACUACCUGGUGGUGAGCCUGGCCGUGGCGGACCUGCUGGUGGCCACCUUGGUGAUGCCCUGGGUGGUGUACCUGGAGGUAACAGGUGGAGUCUGGACUUUCAGCCGAAUUUGCUGUGAUGUUUUCGUCACCCUGGAUGUCAUGAUGUGUACAGCCAGCAUCCUGAACCUCUGCGCCAUCAGCAUCGACAGGUACACUGCAGUGGUCAUGCCAGUCCACUACCAACAUGGCACAGGACAGAGCUCCUGUCGGCGUGUGGCCCUCAUGAUUACAGCUGUGUGGGUACUAGCCUUUGCCGUGUCUUGCCCUCUCCUCUUUGGCUUCAACACCACAGGAGACCCCACCGUCUGCUCCAUCUCCAACCCUGAUUUUGUCAUCUACUCUUCAGUGGUGUCCUUCUACCUGCCCUUUGGAGUGACGGUCCUUGUCUAUGCCAGGAUCUAUGUGGUGUUGAGACAGAGGAGACGGAAACGGAUCCUCACUCGACAGAACAGUCAGUGCAUCAGUGUCAGACCUAGCUUCCCACAACAAUCUUCCUGUCUGAGGCUGCACCCCAUUCGGCAGUUUUCAAUAAGGGACAGAUUUCCAUCAGAUGCCACGAGGCAAAUGGAACAUUCAGAAGGUAAACAGUGUCCCCAGGAGUCUCAGGACCCUCUCUUGUCCCACCUGCAGCCACUAUCCCCUGGCCGGGCACACCUGGAGCUGAAGCGCUACUACAGCAUCUGCCAAGAUACUGCCUUGGGGCAACCAGGCUUCCAAGAAGCAGGAGGAGAGUUGAAAAGGGAGGGGAGGACUCAGAACUCCCUCAGCCCCACCAUGGCACCCAAGCUCAGCUUAGAGGUUCGAAAACUCAGUAACGGCAGGUUGUCGACAUCUCUAAAGUUGGGGCCCUUGCAAUCCCGUGGAGUGCCACUUCGGGAGAAAAAGGCCACCCAGAUGUUGGCCAUUGUGCUUGGGACCUUCAUUGUCUGCUGGCUGCCCUUCUUUUUGACCCACGUUCUCAAUACCCACUGCCAAGUCUGCCAUGUGUCCCCAGAGCUUUACAGCGCCACCACGUGGCUGGGCUACGUGAACAGUGCCCUCAACCCUGUGAUCUAUACCACCUUCAAUGUUGAGUUCCGUAAAGCUUUCCUCAAGAUCCUGUCUUGCUGAAGGAGAGGAGAACAUACUCGCUGUGGCCACCUUUAGCUACCAGGCCACUGGGCAACUGGCCAGGGCCUGCUGAGAAAGACUGUGCUAUGUUCUCUGGCAUGGGGUAGGAAGAUUCCUGGAGCCAGGACAUCCCUGAGUAGCAGGUGUAACCAACUGCUUCUUCCUAAAUAGAAUGUUCUACCUCCCCAGCUAAAACUCUGACUUCGUCUUGUAAAUCUUCAAGUGCUUGGGAGGUCCCUGAAUGAUAAGCAAUAAUUCAGAGAGAAGCUGAUAAAACGUGACUCGACUCUACACACACACACACACACACACACACACACACACACACACCAAAUUGUCAUCUGAGGCAUGAUUCAUCACAGUGAAGGAAAAAUGAACAGAUCUCAUAAUUGUCAACUCGCCAGGGGUCCUUGAAAUCUCAGCCAGUAAACCAUCUUGCAAAACAGCCAGUCUCUCUUCCUUCGAGCCUAUAAUUAAACUAUCAGGCUGACCCUGUACUUUUGUGGGCCAACACCCUUUUGAUCAUUCUUUUGGUUCAUUGUAUCCUGAACUAUAAGGACAAGGCCAGUGCUUCUACCUCUCUGUAGAAUCUGGCUGCAUUUGGUGAGGAAAAUUCCUCGCCCUGAGGAAGACAUUGUCCCACAUUGGGACAUGGGCUUCCUUUCAAACCUUGUUACCCCUGUAUUGUAGCUCUAGCUAAGAAGACCCUUUGACUCCAUUCCCAUAAUCCCAGAGACUCAACCUCAGAGUAAUUCAGGAUGAGGUUGUUAAGUGGAAAAGGAAUGAUGGCUCUCACUGUAGUAUCACUUUAAACCAUGCAGUUCAUAACAUGCCUCAGAUAUGCUUUUCAUAAUGCUAUAAACUUUUUAUUCCCAGGCAUCAUCUCCUGCUUAACAGAGACCCAAUACUUUCAGACCCUAAACCCAGUAAGUCCUAAGUGUCUACAAAGUGCCGGUCACCUCCCAGGCUCUGGAUAUAUGACAAUGAAUAAAACAGCUCCUGCCCUCAAGGAUCCCACCACCUGCUCCUAUGUUUGUUCAUUUGUGAGCAUGGAAGAGACUCCCCUAGACUGCCAGUAGACCUCAGAACUGAGGGCACCAGGCAUGUAGCUGUCCAAAGACAGCACACGGACAGUCUUUAUAAAGGCCUAGUGCAGAAUCUGAACGUGACCACUCCAACAACUGAAAUUAAAGGCAUUAUAAAAAUAAUGUGUCGAUGUCAUUCAAAAUUGCAU